AUGGCGGCAUCCCAGGCCUGGCGCUGCCUUGCAUUGCUGCUCCUGCUGUUCUGUGACCCCACUCACUUGUCCAGGGUGCCCGUGCGGACGCAGAGGAAAGGGAUUGUCGCCGAAGCCAUGCGGAGACUGCAGGAGGUCUUUGACAUUGAGGCCUUGCCCCAUGAUGUCCUGCCUCACAGGAAGCCACCCCAGUUUAUGGUAGAUCUUUUCAAUAAGGUGGCAGAUUCCAAUGGGAUCACGAAGGCCCCAGGGCUGCUGGAGGGCAACGUGGUGCGGAGCCUUGAAGACCGAGAUUAUUUUGAUCAGUCUUAUUUCUACUUCAACAUCUCUUCGGUUGGGAGGAAUGAACAAAUGCUAAAAGCUGAGCUCAGAGUUUUCAAGCUAAAUAAAAACCAUGUGCCUCAAAAAUCUUUUUGGCAACAUUUUCUCAAAGUGGAUGUGUAUGAGCUUUUGGACAGGGGAAGUAAGCCGCAGAGAAGAAAUCUCAUUUCAUCCAGACUAUUGUCUUUGUAUACCGAAGGCUGGGAGGUGUUCAAUGUCACGCAGACAGUUUCCAAAUGGGUUGGAAACAGCAGCACUAACCAUGGCUUUUUGAUCACUACAACUCAUCUAUCUAAAACCAAAAUGGAAUCCAACUUCGUCAAGUUUGCCAAGAGCCGGCACAAUAUGCGAGACAGUAGGAAUGCUUUCUUGGUCCUCUUCACCAAUAAUGACAGACAGAAAUCUUCUAGCUUCCUGCCCUCUUCCACUGAAUUCCAGCCAUCCUUGCCUGCAGAUGAUACUUCAUCACACCUACCUCACCAAAACGAGGUCUUUGCAAACAUCAGAGUGAACAAAAGCAGAAGAAUUCGGGAUACCUCCUCCUUCUCCCCCAAAGACCAAAUUGUGCCAUGCCAGCUCAAUGAUCUCUUCGUCGACUUCCAUGAAAUUGGUUGGGCAGGGUGGAUCAUUUUCCCACGUGGCUACAAGGCUUAUUAUUGCAAAGGGGCCUGCCUGUUCCCCUUAGGGGAAAGUCUAAGAGCGACCAACCAUGCUACUGUCCAGUCCAUAGUGCAUACGCUGAAACUGUCCAAAGACGUCAGCACGCCGUGCUGUGUCCCAGACAAACUGAGUUCCAUCAGUAUUAUGUACUUUGAUGACAAUGAGAAUGUUGUCCUUAAGAAUUAUAAAGACAUGGUGGCCACGAGCUGUGGUUGUCACUAA
Mauremys mutica (yellowpond turtle) is the source of this 1203-nucleotide messenger RNA. RefSeq names its product bone morphogenetic protein 2-like. Gene Ontology annotation, cellular component: extracellular region. Lineage: Eukaryota; Metazoa; Chordata; Testudines; Geoemydidae. The coding region runs from base 1 to 1203 and encodes 400 amino acids. The transcript has 5 exons. The record is from RefSeq and is a predicted model, not a curated record. Gene Ontology annotation, biological process: SMAD protein signal transduction. Gene Ontology annotation, molecular function: cytokine activity; growth factor activity.